Messenger RNA from Thunnus maccoyii (southern bluefin tuna), 1117 nucleotides. It is a transcript of the gene miox, whose product is annotated as myo-inositol oxygenase. Gene Ontology annotation, cellular component: cytoplasm. NCBI's taxonomy places the organism in Eukaryota, Metazoa, Chordata, Actinopteri, Scombriformes, Scombridae. Bases 151 to 1011 code for a protein of 286 amino acids. The transcript is spliced from 11 exons. Gene Ontology annotation, molecular function: inositol oxygenase activity; iron ion binding. Gene Ontology annotation, biological process: inositol catabolic process. The record is from RefSeq and is a predicted model, not a curated record.
CCUGCACACACACACAAACUCACAUGUACAAAGGCCAAAGUUCAACACAGGGUACCCCAUUAGGAUAUAUACCGGCAGGGAGACGGAUGCUCAGUCUCAGAGGAUCAACGUAUCACAACACUGCAGCUGCAAAGACUUCAUCCACAAACCAUGAAGCUCAUCAGCUUUGGUCCAGACCCAUCUCUGGCAUAUCGGCCGAACCUGGAGAAGAAUGAAGCCAAAGAGAAGGAGGACUACAGAAACUUUGAGAGUGGAAGUCUAGUUGACCGUGUGUUCAACACGUACAAACUGAUGCACACCAACCAGACGCUGGACUUUGUGAAGCAAAAGCAUUCUGAAUGGACCAGUUGCAACCACACUCAGAUGGGGAUGAUGGACGCUAUCAUGUCUCUAGAUCAGCUGGUGGAUGAGUCUGAUCCUGAUGUGGACUUCCCCAAUUCGUUCCAUGCCUUCCAGACUGCUGAGGGCAUCCGUAAAGAGCACCCAGACAAAGACUGGUUCCAGUUGGUGGGUCUGAUCCAUGAUGUUGGGAAAAUCAUGGCUCUUUGGGAUGAACCCCAGUGGGCUGUAGUGGGGGACACCUUCCCUGUGGGCUGCAAGUUUCAAAACUCCAUUGUGUUCAGGGACAAAACCUUCCUGGAAAACCCAGAUGACAAAAACCCGAGCUACAAUACUGAACAUGGGAUCUAUAAACCAAACUGUGGGCUCGACAAUGUCCUCAUGUCCUGGGGCCAUGACGAGUAUCUCUACAGAGUUCUGAAGUUCAACGACUGCUCCAUCCCAGAGGAAGGGUUGUGCAUGAUCCGCUUCCAUUCCUUUUACCCCUGGCACUCCCAUGGAGACUACAUGCACCUGUGCAAUGACAAAGACCUGAAUAUGCUGCCCUGGGUCCGAGAGUUCAACAAAUUUGACCUGUACACAAAGACCCCCGAUCUGCCCGACGUUGAAAAGCUGAAGCCGUACUACCAGUCUCUGAUCGACAAGUACUGUCCUGGAAUACUGAAGUGGUGAAUCAGACAACAUGCCACACAGCAAUGAAAUGUUAUCAAGGAAUAACCUGAUAGAGUUGAUCACAUAUAUAAUACUAUAACUGCACUUAGUACCUUCUGUACGCAUA